GCUAUCUGUAUAAAAUUUGACAUGUUAUUAUACUAUGUUAAUAAUUUUUGUUAACUUAGAACAUUUUUGAACUCAACUGACAAGAACAAAACAGAUAAUAUGACAAAUAAAUUAGAUUCAGCAAACUCAGAUUUAUUUCUUGAACAACUCACUUUAGGAUUAUUGGGUGUUCUUGAAAAUACAGCAGGAGUCAACAAUUUGAAUGUAACUCACAGUUUACCAUGUGAUAACAAUAAAAUUAGUUCUUGGGAACAAUAUAAUGGCUGUUCACUUCCUGAUGAUUUACGACACUUCUAUGCGUCAUGUGAUGGUUUUAAACUUACUUGGUCCUAUAAAUUAGAUGGUAUUCUAUCUGAUAGAAGUUCUAAUGCAAAUUUGUCAAUCGGAAACAUAACAAUAAACCCAUUAAGCGCGUUAACACGUUUAUGUGAUAUUAAGUCAGAUUGCGUUAGUAUGAGUGUUAUACACGAUUUGCAAAUUCUAGACAGAUUAUCAGACGAAAAUUCUCCUAAAUUUACUGAUAAUACAAAAAUGUUUGAGUUAGACUCCAGUUUAGAUAUAGGUCAUAUAUGUUUAGUGUACUUUGAUGAAACCAAUGCGCAACCUACUGCUAACCAAGAAAUUUUUAACUUGCAUGAAGAGCCAAGUGGUGCCUCUAUUUGGUUGUUGGAUACCUCUUAUUGUUGGCAUUUCUUGGCUCCAAAUUUUAGUAAUUAUUUUAGAAAAGCAUUGGUUCAUAUGGGAUUAUUACAUUGGCAAUUGAAAUUCACUGAAAUUGGUUUGACACCAAUUGGAGAAUUUUUCAUGAAUUUAGUUGCUCCACAUUUAAAUGUUACUGAACGAGUUCAAGCAAUUAGCCAGUUUGAUCAUGAUGAUUCUUAUUCAGCUAAUAAUACACACAUUAAUCAUUUCGAUCCGAAUAUUUUAAAAAACACUUUUAAAACAGUUAAAAGCAAAAAAUCUACUACGCAGUCUAAGAGUAAUGCUUAAAUUUUUAAUAAUAAAUUAUUGAAGUAAAAUCGUUUUUUUAAUAUUAAGUAUUAAUAAUUUUAGUAAAUAAUUAAAGAUUCGAUGAGAAUUACUGUAAAGUUAAA
Messenger RNA from Daktulosphaira vitifoliae (grape phylloxera), 1094 nucleotides. Its product is annotated as tubulin polyglutamylase complex subunit 2. Bases 100 to 990 code for a protein of 296 amino acids. The transcript is spliced from 5 exons. The record is from RefSeq and is a predicted model, not a curated record. Gene Ontology annotation, biological process: protein polyglutamylation. Lineage: Eukaryota; Metazoa; Arthropoda; Insecta; Hemiptera; Phylloxeridae.